Rhinolophus ferrumequinum (greater horseshoe bat) is the source of this 984-nucleotide messenger RNA. RefSeq names its product olfactory receptor 52E8. Lineage: Eukaryota; Metazoa; Chordata; Mammalia; Chiroptera; Rhinolophidae. Gene Ontology annotation, molecular function: olfactory receptor activity; G protein-coupled receptor activity. Gene Ontology annotation, cellular component: membrane. The transcript has a single exon. Bases 7 to 984 code for a protein of 325 amino acids. The record is from RefSeq and is a predicted model, not a curated record. Gene Ontology annotation, biological process: G protein-coupled receptor signaling pathway.
GAAACAAUGUCUAUGUCUAAUGACACCCAGUUCCGUCCUUCUUCAUUCCUUUUGCUGGGCAUCCCAGGGCUAGAAGGUGUGCAUGUCUCGAUUGGAUUCCCCUUUUUCUUUCUGUAUCUUGUUGCACUCUUGGGGAAUGCUACUGUAAUGUUUGUGAUCCAGACUGAGCACAGUCUCCAUGAGCCCAUGUACUACUUCUUGGCCAUGUUGGAUUCUAUCGACCUGGGCUUGUCAACAGCCACCAUCCCCAAAAUGCUGGGCAUCUUCUGGUUUAGCCUCAGGGACACAUCUUUUGAAUGCUGCCUUUCCCAAAUGUUCUUCAUCCACUUUUUCACUGCUAUGGAGAGCAUUGUAUUGGUGGCCAUGGCCUUUGACCGCUACAUUGCCAUUUGUAAACCCCUUCGGUACACGAUGAUCCUCACCAGCAAAAUCAUCGGCAUUAUUGCAGGCAUUGCUAUUCUGCGGAGCCUGUAUAUGGUGGUCCCGCUGGUGUUUCUUCUCCUGAGGCUUCCCUUCUGUGGGCAUCAUAUCAUCCCUCACACCUACUGUGAACACAUGGGCAUUGCCCGUCUGGCCUGUGCCAGCAUCAAAGUGAAUAUUAUGUUUGGUCUUGGCAACAUUUCUCUCUUAUUGUUGGAUGUGCUCCUUAUUAUUGUCUCCUAUGUCAGGAUCCUCUAUGCAGUCUUUCUCCUGCCUUCCUGGGAUGCUCGACUGAAAGCCCUCAAUACGUGUGGCUCCCACAUUGGUGUUAUCUUAGCCUUUUUCAUACCUGCCUUUUUCUCUUUCUUGACACACCGCUUUGGCCACAAUAUUCCCCAAUAUGUUCACAUUUUCUUGGCCAACUUGUAUGUGGUUGUUCCACCAGCUCUCAAUCCUGUAAUCUAUGGGGUCAGGACAAAACAGAUUAGGGAGCGAGUUCUGAGGAUUUUCCUCAGGACAGAUAGAGAGCUGACCAGUCAGAGAUCAUGGAAGAUUAAAAAUUAG